This is a messenger RNA of Macrobrachium nipponense, 475 nucleotides long. RefSeq lists its product as uncharacterized. Lineage: Eukaryota; Metazoa; Arthropoda; Malacostraca; Decapoda; Palaemonidae. The transcript has 4 exons. The coding region runs from base 1 to 444 and encodes 147 amino acids. The record is from RefSeq and is a predicted model, not a curated record.
AUGCAGCUCUUAUUGCUAAUGCUCUCAUCCGUUGCAAUUGCGAGUGCGCAGACGGAAGAAUGGUGUCGGUGCGCAGCUUUCGUAACUUACGAGCGCACCGAAAUCAUGGUUUACGAAGCAGCGGAAGUGCCCAUUACAGCGUGCGAUGCAGUUGCAGCGGAAGAAUGCAAAGCUGGUUGCGUUGCGGAGCUCUCUACCGCCAGUGACAAUGGCGACCUUUGGCACAUCACCAAAAAAGGAAUUACCAUUGGUCAGUACAUCUGCAGCUACCUUGCGAAGCAACUUUUCUAUUACCUGCACAAUCACAGGGUCUACGGAUACUACGAAGUAUGUGGCGGCGCUUGGCAGUACGCUGACAUCCAAUCUCAGCAGAUGCUGUGCUGUGUUGCAGGUAAACACGAACAUUGUGUGUCUGAUGAAACUAUGAACUCGGGCGAGCACUGAUUAAAAGAGGUGAACGAAGCCUACUUCAAGA